AACCUCCUUCAUUCUUCAGACACACACAGUUCUCUUCUUCCGGUAGCUACCAUUCACCCUCUCUCUCCUCUUUCUCUCUCUUCUUUCUCUCUCAUCGCCGUUCCCUCAGAUCUCACCUCCGGCACCGACCAUAACCGUUUCAACUUCCUACAGCAGCUACCUAAUCGGAGCCUCCACCACCGUUUUCCGCCGCGGAUCUAGCACCUGAGAUUCGAUGGCUUCGAGCACGAUUCGGAAGGCGAUUGGUGCGGUGAAGGACCAGACCAGCAUAGGGAUAGCCAAGGUGGCGAGCAACAUGGCGCCGGAGCUUGAGGUGGCGAUUGUGAAGGCGACGAGCCACGAUGAGGAUCCGGCGAGUGAGAAGUACGCGCGGGAGGUUUUGAAUUUGAUGUCAUACUCGCGCGGCUAUGUUCACGCGUGUGUGUCGGCGGUGUCUAAGAGAUUGGGGAAGACGAGGGACUGGAUCGUGGCUUUGAAGGCGCUGAUGUUGACUCACCGGUUGAUGAAUGAGGGUCCUCCGUUGUUCCAGGAGGAGAUCGUGUAUGCUACACGGAGGGGGACUAGGCUGCUUAAUAUGUCUGAUUUCAGGGAUGAGGCUCACUCCAGCUCUUGGGAUCACUCUGCUUUUGUCAGGACCUAUGCUUUGUAUCUGGAUCAGCGCCUCGAGAUGAUGCUUUUCGACAGGAAGAGUAGCCUUGGUGGAGCUGGUGCUGGUAGUGGUGGUAGUGGUGGUGGUGGUGGUGGUGGUGGAAGUUCUGCUGAUGAUAGGUUUGGUGGGAGAGACAAUUUCAGGUCGCCGCCUUAUGAGUAUGAAUCAGGAGGGUUUAGAGGGGAAAGCGGGUACGGGAAUAAUGGGAUGAGGAGGACGAGAUCGUUUGGGGAUAUGACUGAAACGGCGGGGCGCGAGGACAACAACAAGAAGGUUGUGACUCCCCUCAGGGAUAUGAAGCCAGAGAGGAUUUUUGCUAAGAUGGGUCAUUUGCAGAGGCUGUUGGACCGUUUCUUGGCUUGCAGGCCUACUGGGUUGGCUAAGAAUAGCAGGAUGAUUUUGAUUGCCCUGUAUCCGGUUGUUAAAGAGAGCUUUCAGUUGUAUGCUGAUAUAUGUGAUGCUUUGGCUGUGUUGCUUGACAAGUUCUUUGAUAUGGAGUACACGGAUUGCGUGAAGGCCUUUGAUGCUUAUGCAAGUGCGGCUAAGCAGAUUGAUGAGCUGGUUGCAUUCUAUAAUUGGUGCAAGGAUACGGGUGUGGGGAGGUCCUCGGAGUACCCUGAAGUUCAGAGGAUUACUGCUAAGUUGCUGGAGACAUUGGAGGAGUUUGUGAGGGAUAGGGCCAAGAGGCCGAAAAGUCCUGAGAGGAAAGAGGAACCAGUACUGCAGAUUGAACAGCCAGAAGAGGAGCCUGUACCGGAUAUGAACGAAAUCAAGGCACUGCCUCCACCUGAGAAUUAUACCCCGCCACCUCAACCUGAGCCAGAGCCUAAACCACAACCACAAGUUCAGGAGGACUUGGUGAAUCUGAGGGAGGAUGCAGUCACUGCAGAUGACCAGGGCAAUAGAUUUGCUUUGGCACUCUUUGCUGGUGCACCAGCUAAUGGAAAUGGAUCAUGGCAAGCCUUUCCCUCAAACGGACAGCCGGAAGUGACUUCAGCUUGGCAAAACCCAGCGGCAGAACCUGGGAAAGCCGAUUGGGAAUUGGCAUUGGUAGAGACUGCUAGCAAUUUGGCAAACCAGAAGGCAGCUUUAGGUGGUGGCCUUGAUCCCUUAUUGUUGAAUGGCAUGUAUGAUCAAGGAAUGGUGAGGCAGCAUGUCAGCACUGCCAAUCUGAGUGGAGGAAGUGCAAGUAGCGUGGCAUUGCCAGGACCGGGGAAGACCACAACACCUGUUUUAGCUCUUCCAGCCCCAGAUGGAUCGGUGCAGCCAGUUAAUCAGGAUCCAUUUGCAGCAUCAUUGACCAUUCCACCCCCUUCCUAUGUGCAAAUGGCUGAUAUGGAGAAGAAGCAGCACUUGCUCGUGCAGGAGCAACAGGUUUGGAAUCAGUAUGCGAGGGAUGGGAUGCAAGGCCAAUCUAGCUUGGCCAAAUUGAACGGUGCCGGAUACUAUCCUGGAGGUCCUAUGCCAAUGAUGCCUUAUGGGAUGCCCCCAGUCAAUGGAAUGGGACCUCCAACCGGGUAUUACCAAGCUCCUUACUGAUUUUGCCACAUACAUAUAGGUUGUUUCGUUUAUUUUCAUUUUUUACUAUGACAUAGUGUUUUUCCUUUGUUUGAAAUGGUGUCAUCUUAUUAUUCUUGAGACCUGCACAUCAGUAGGAUGGGGAUGCUAAGGAGACUGAGUUUAACGAAACAACUUCUUGUUGGGUUUUGGUGCUGGGAGAGAUGUGUAACUCAGUUGUAUUGUCUCUGUCUGUGUCUUUUGUAAUAGUAGCAUUUUCUUCUCCAUUUUGUAUUCAAGUGAUUCUUGUUCCUUGCAACAAACGCUUAACUACUGUAAAUUUCAUCAAAUGCUGGUACUGAGUACUGACAAUCUUGAUUGGUUACGCCGAUUGAUAA
Messenger RNA from Lotus japonicus, 2544 nucleotides. RefSeq names its product probable clathrin assembly protein At4g32285. Gene Ontology annotation, cellular component: clathrin-coated vesicle; clathrin-coated pit. The record is from RefSeq and is a predicted model, not a curated record. Lineage: Eukaryota; Viridiplantae; Streptophyta; Magnoliopsida; Fabales; Fabaceae. Gene Ontology annotation, biological process: clathrin-dependent endocytosis; clathrin coat assembly; vesicle budding from membrane. The transcript has 2 exons. Gene Ontology annotation, molecular function: clathrin heavy chain binding; phosphatidylinositol-4,5-bisphosphate binding; 1-phosphatidylinositol binding. The coding region runs from base 215 to 2188 and encodes 657 amino acids.